Messenger RNA from Fusarium sp. VM40, 678 nucleotides. NCBI's taxonomy places the organism in Eukaryota, Fungi, Ascomycota, Sordariomycetes, Hypocreales, Nectriaceae. The record is from the annotation of a GenBank genome assembly.
AUGUGCAAGCCUGUUCGAUAUGUCCAUCCUGGCUGCGGUCAUCCCGUCGAUCUGGGUCCGGGAGUUUGGACUAUCGAGAGAUGUCGACUGGCACACCUUUCCAAUAGAGAAUGUUGGAUCCCGCACGACGUCCCUGACGAGUUGAUCAACCGGAAGACAUGGCCUAGCGACAAUCUACCUGAGCCAUGCUAUAUGCCACAUGAGGCAGAGAUCUCUGAUGAGGAGUUUGAGAUUUCGAUUAUGAGGCAGUUGACUUGUGUGGAGGAGGUCAAGCACACCAUCACUCUCCAAGCCAAAGACAACAACGAGGAUACUGAACUUUUCGCUAAAGACAUACUCCUCGAUGGAUCUAUCCUCCUAAACUAUAACGAACUCAUCAUUGAGGAAGAAGAACUACUCUCCGACACCGAAAGCCUCCUCGACUCUGAAGACACGCUCAUGGGCGAAGACGAGCUCAACCGUUACGAACAAGCCUUCCUCCUCCAAGACACAAACGACGAUGACCUAUCUUACAUAACCAAAGUCCUCGACCAGACUGCCACCGAGCUCUCCAUCGCCGCAACAGAAGAUAACAUGGAAUGGGCACAGGUAGCAGCACUAGAAGUGGACAUGGCGCCUUUUGGUCAAGCAGACAUGGAUAUGGACGACCAUUUCCCUUGCGAAGUAGAAUGGCUUUGA